This is a messenger RNA of Capsella rubella, 502 nucleotides long. RefSeq lists its product as uncharacterized. The transcript has a single exon. The record is from RefSeq and is a predicted model, not a curated record. The coding region runs from base 122 to 334 and encodes 70 amino acids. Lineage: Eukaryota; Viridiplantae; Streptophyta; Magnoliopsida; Brassicales; Brassicaceae.
AUAAAUACAUUCAAAUGAAGUAGAAUCAAAGCAACACCAAGAGUUCAAGAAACAGAACAAAACAAAACAAAAAAUAGGAAACAAGGAAGAAGAUUGAAACUAGAUCUCAAGAUCGGUAUAGAUGGGUUUGGUGGUUGUCAUAUCCCUGCCUCUAAUUUUCUUCUGUCUUCUUCUUGGAUUCGGCUGCUACUUCCUCGGCAAAUCUCGCGGCCGUCGUGAGAUCCGUACUAAUCCUCAGGUGUAUGGAACUCCUGCUCCACCUCCCGGUGCAAUCGCCGCAUCCUCUCCGCCGUUGUCACCUCACGCCAAGCCCGACAACUCUCAAAACGUCUGAUUUUCUAGCUUUUGUUCAAAAUAUUGUGAACUACUGUAUUCUCUUCGAUUGGUCUCUAGUUUUCUUGUGAUAUGUUCCCUUCUUAAAUUUGUGUAUGUUUCUUAUCUCAUUUGAUGUAAAUAAUAAAGAAAGCCUACUAUGGUUUCUAAGAAUUUGUUUGCAGAUUAA